This is a messenger RNA of Gryllus bimaculatus (two-spotted cricket), 426 nucleotides long. Lineage: Eukaryota; Metazoa; Arthropoda; Insecta; Orthoptera; Gryllidae. The record is from the annotation of a GenBank genome assembly.
AUGCAUAGACGAAAUGUAAUAUAUUAUGUUGUAAUACAAGAUAGUAGCGUUGUUGCGAGAGGUCAUGAAUGUGGAAACUUACCUUUUACCCCAGAUCCGUAUGAAGAUAAAAAUGUGUCUGUGCGAAAUGAAGAAGAAGAAGAAGAAGAAGAAGAAGAAGGAGAAGAAGAAGAAGAAGAAGAAGAAGAAGAAGAAGAAGAAUUCCCGGCCAUAACAUGCGACCGCUUCAGUACCCAAAUUGCAGAGAUUUGGAGAACUGGAAUUGGGAGAGUGAUAGGGGGGAGUGCUCAGGAGGGGCCGGGAUUGGCGGGCGCCAAUAGAGCGGAGUCGCAGCAUUCAGGCACAGUCGACGACGAGAGAGAACCCGAAGACGACGACUUAGCAGCGCGUUGCCCUGAGUGCAGCAAAGAACUGCCCGACUUCGAC